Messenger RNA from Rotaria socialis, 342 nucleotides. The record is from the annotation of a GenBank genome assembly. NCBI's taxonomy places the organism in Eukaryota, Metazoa, Rotifera, Eurotatoria, Philodinida, Philodinidae.
AUGAGUGUGGCUCAAGCAAACAUUGACAAUGAUGAAGCAAAUGAUCCAUUGAAUCAACCAAAUGCAUCUACAAAACAAACAGAAAAAGCAACUUCAAAUUUUGAUGAAAAAUUAUUUAUACAUUUUACACACGAAAAACGUUUCCAAUCAUAUCGGGCAGAUAUGCACCAAAUAUACACAGACGUCUUUCAACAAACAGCAGCCAUGUAUACACGAUUGAUCGUUGGUAAUCGGAAUCGUCGCGAGUCUCAAAAAGAACUGAUACGAAAGUGUCCAACAGAAGGAAUAUUACAAAAUAAAAUAACAAAGAAACCAAAGAAACAAAAGAUCACAACAAACUGA